AUGGCUGACGCCGUAGACGAUCUCUUCGCCGUCUUCGGCGAGGAAGAGGCGGCGCCGGUCAAAGCCGCACCCGUCUCGCGGAAGAAAAACGCGGUGCCGCCCCCCCGCGCAGAGGACACGAACGUCUCUGUGGCUCCUGAGGCAGCUCUAGAGCAGGUUGGACAGACGCACGACGCCGCGAGCCAGUCCGACGCCGCUGAGAGGAAACGGCUGCGCCCGAAGGCUUCUGCGGGCGCGUCGCAGGCGGCCGCGGCGCCACAGCCGCCGGAGAAGCGCCUCCGCCGCGCCGCGGCGGAGGCUAGGGAGCAGCAGAGGGAAGCGAGCAAGACGAAGCAGCCGAGCGAGGAGGGCGAGGAGAAGAAGCCCAACUUGGUGACGCGGCUGCUGGCGGCAGACAAAAACUGCCUACACGAGGUGGUGCGCCCUGCCGACCGCGAGACAGCCUUUCACUACUUCCGGUUCGAAACCACGCUGCCGGAGUACCUGCCCAAGAAGACUGAAAUCGACGCAAAGGACGAGAAGAACGAGAAGCAGGGCGAAAACGGGGCGAACAUCCAAGCGCCUGGCGCCGCAGAUUCCGCCCCCGAGGCCGGUCCUGAAGAGGAAGCGGAGGACAGACCUCCUGUUGAAAAGAAGACGCCUGCGCGUCAGUACAAAUUCCGCCUCGAUGCUUUUCAACAGAGAAGUGUGCUGUGCCUGGAGGCCGGCGAGAGCGUCCUCGUCGCCGCGCACACAUCUGCCGGCAAAACUGUUGUCGCGGAGUACGCAAUUGCAAUGAGCAUUCGCGACAAACAACGAGUCGUCUACACGAGUCCAAUCAAAGCGCUUUCGAACCAGAAGUACCGCGAUUUAUCGGAGAGUUUCGGCGCAGAGAACGUCGGUUUGAUGACGGGAGACGUGACGCUGCAUCCGAACGCGUCCAUCAUGGUGAUGACGACGGAGAUUUUGCGAUCGAUGCUUUACCGCGGUUCGCACCUGAUCAAUGAGUUGAAGUGGCUGAUUUUUGAUGAAAUUCACUACAUGCGCGACCGGGAGCGCGGGGUGGUGUGGGAAGAGAGCAUCGUGUUGGUGCCCAACUCGAUGCGCUUUGUCUUCCUCUCUGCGACGAUUCCCAACGCCCGCGAAUUCGCGGAAUGGGUCGCCUACAUCAAGCACCAACCUUGCCACGUCUUGUACACGGACUAUCGACCCACUCCGCUUCAGCACUACAUGUUCCCCGCCGGCGGCGACGGCGUGUAUCUCGUCAUGGACGAGAAAAAAGUCUUCCGCGAAGAAAACUUCCACAAGGCCGUCGCUACCCUGCACAAAACCGUGGAAGAACAAGCCAUGCAAACAAAACAAAUGCAGCGUCGCGGGCGGUCGCGGGACCGAAGCAGCAUCGAGAAGAUUCUGCUCAUGUGUCACGCGCGGAACUACACGCCAGUGAUCAUUUUCUGUUUCUCGAAGCGCGAGUGCGAAGCGAACGCGACGGCACUCAUGGGCGGCAGCAGGGGAGGGCGCGACGGCGGCAACGUCGACCUCACCACGGACGACGAGAAGGCCCUCAUUGAAGAAAUCUUUAAAAACGCACUCGAAACACUAGAGGAAGAAGACAGAGACCUCCCCCAGGUCAAGUCGAUUUUGCCGCUUCUGAAGCGCGGCAUCGGCAUCCACCACGGCGGUCUGUUGCCCUUCGUCAAGGAGAUGAUUGAAAUCCUUUUUCAGGAGUCGCUUCUCCGCGUCCUCUUCAGCACAGAGACUUUCAGCAUGGGCGUCAACAUGCCUGCGAAAACCGUCGUCUUCACAGCGAUUCGCAAAUUCGACGGCCAGGAGUAUCGCAUCGUGAACUCCGCGGAAUACAUCCAGAUGGCUGGACGCGCCGGCCGCCGCGGCCUCGACGACAGAGGCAUUGUGAUUAUCAUGUUUGACGAGCAAGUCGAUCCGGAGGAGGCGAAGCAGAUUUUCAUGGGUCAGGCGUCGCCGCUCAUUUCGACGUUUCACCUGGGCUUCAACAUGCUGCUGAACUUGUUUCGGAUUGAGGACGCAAACCCGCUCUUUAUGAUCACGCGAUCCUUUGCUCACUUUCAGAGGAACCGCAAGGCGCUGCAUUUGGAGCGUGAGAAGGAGGAACUCAAAGACCAAGUGAAAAAUGCCGAAGACAUCCACGCGCUAGCCGCCGUCGAGGAGACGGACAGGCCGACCUUCGACGUGGAAAAGGCUGUGCGCGAGUACUACGAGCUGAAACAUGACCUGGAGUCUCUCGGCAAAGAGCUGCGCGCGCUAGCCAUGCAAGAGCGAUAUAUCGUGCGCUACCUGCAGGCGGGACGCAUCGUCCGGCUCGUUGACGACUCCGACACUGACUGGGGCUGGGCGACGUGUCUCAGCAAGAUUUCGAAGCGCUGCGUGCCGUCUACGAACGCGGUGAUGGAAGGACCUGUUGAGCAGCUCGUCGUGGACUGCCUCGUCGCGUGCGCGCCGGAGAGCGUGAAGUACGCGGAGCAAGGGAAGGGAGCGACCGGCGCCCUCUCGCUCUCUGAGAAGCCGCGACCCGCGAAAAACACGCAAAAUGGAGUCGUCGAAAAGACCAACUACGUCUUGGUUGUCGUUCCUUUCCCGAUCUCUGCGAUCCGAAGCAUCAGCAAGUGCCGCAUGACGCUGCCGGUCGGCGUCGACGUUCGCUCAGAGGACGCGCGCCGCUCCCUCCACUUUCAGCUGAAGAAAGUCGAGAAGAAGUUCGAGCCGGAGGGCGGCAUUCCGCUGUUAGAUCCGAUUCAAGACAUGAAAAUCCCCGAACCUCGUAUCCCGGAGCUCGUUUCUGCCAUUGCAGAGAAUGAGAAGCGCUUGACUGCGAAUCCUCUCUGCGGUCACCCGCUAUGCGGCGUUUACUACGAAGCGCAUCACCAGCGCGUUCAGCUGCAGACGAAGCUGCGAAAGACGCGCGAAACGCUCGACAGUCAGCGUCAGCUGGUCAUGAAGGACACACUCCGCGCGAUGCGGCGCGUGCUGCGGCAGCUCGACUUCCUCGACGCGAACGACGUGGUGACUGUGAAGGGGCGGGUCGCCUGCGAAAUUACUACGGCGGACGAGCUCGUCGCUGCGGAAUUGCUUUUUCAAAACGUUUUCGAGACGAUGGAAGUCGAGGCCGUCUGCGCGAUGCUCAGCUGCCUCGUCUUCCAAGAGAAACACGACGAACCGGAGCCGAAGGAGGAAGUUCUGCUGACCUGUCUCGAGAAGGUGAAGGAGGUGGCGAAGCACAUCGCAUCGGUGUGCGUGGAGAGUCGCUACAUCGACCCAUCGGGCUCGUCCAAGUCUCCUGACCUGGCGACCUCUUCACCGGGAGUGCAGACUGUGGAUGACUACGUGAACAAGUUUCAGCACGCGAUUAUGUCGCUCACGUAUCGCUGGGCGAAGGGCGAGAAGUUCGCAGACGUGCUCAACGGUACCUCAAUCUAUGAAGGCACGGUGAUUCGCUGCAUGCGUCGCCUGGAGGAGCUCAUGCGCCAGAUGGCGUGCGCAUCCAAGACGAUCGGCAACCCCGAUCUCGAGCGAAAGUUCCUCGAGGGAAUCAAAAAGAUUCGACGUGGAAUCGUCUUCUCGUCGUCGCUCUACUUGUAG
Molecule: messenger RNA, 3594 nt
Organism: Besnoitia besnoiti
Lineage: Eukaryota; Apicomplexa; Conoidasida; Eucoccidiorida; Sarcocystidae
Product: putative Superkiller viralicidic activity 2 family 2
Exons: 14
Coding region: 1-3594 (1197 amino acids)
Biological process (GO): maturation of 5.8S rRNA; RNA catabolic process
Cellular component (GO): nucleus
Molecular function (GO): RNA helicase activity; ATP binding; RNA binding
Source: RefSeq, a predicted model, not a curated record